AUGGCAGAUAUCCGGAAUACCUCACGGAAAUUUAAGCGGACGUCAAACGCAUGCAUUGCGUGCCGUACGAGCAAAAUCAAAUGCACCGGUGAAGAGCCAUGCGCCAACUGUCAGCGCAGGCGUGUCGAGUGUCGUUUUGUAGAAGGUGUGAACAAAGUCAUUGUCACUGAGAGAUAUCUGCGAGAGCUACAGGGUAGAGCUAGCAAGCGCCAAGGGCAGGAUGCGGAUAUCCAGCCGGACAGACAGUCGAUCAAGCGGACCUCAGCAUCGGCCUUCGGGUCGGAUGCAGAUAUUGAUGCUUCUCCGUCUGCAGAAAACCCGACACAACUGUAUACGGCAAGGACGAUAUGGACAAGCCCAUUUACGCUCCCAUCGCGAGUGAUAAAGAAGAAUGAUGGUACCAAGCGCAAAUGGAGUACGUCUCUCAUCCCCAAUACUGAUCCCUUCUUCAACAUGAUUAACACGAUGAAACUAUCAGCCUGGCUCGCUGCGACCUCAACGUGGUCAUUCACAGAGCGGCUGAAACUCAUGAUUGCCGAGAAACUCCAGAUUGUAUCGCACUGCAGCGCGCCAGAUUUAUUUGACGGCGACCUGUACCCGAUCCACUGGACUCCCAUGUCGGUGAAUGAGCACCCUGACGUCAGCAAUCUUCCGUCAAUGGACUAUGCACUCUACCUGUUUAAUACCGUCAAGUUUCAUCUGGGCCAUAACUUCCGUCUUCUCGAUGAAGCCAACUUUGUGCAUCAUACCCAGCAGUUCUACCGUGGAGAUGCGGCAAAGGAAGCAAGUAAUAACCGGUUAUGGUUCGUUCAGUUUCUACUAGUCCUUGCGUUUGGGAAUGCAUUCCUUUUGCCCAUGGGCUAUCGUUCAAGUGGCGACAACAAAGAGCCACCAGGGGCAAAGUUCUUUGUGCGGGCUGUGAGUCUAAUGCCUGAUCCGACAACGUUGUCCCGCAGCGGUUUCGUGGCCAUUGAAGUGCUCGCGUUGACAGGGCUGUAUCUGUAUUGCAUCGAUCAUCGAUCGUCAGCAUACUCUUAUAUUGGGCACGCCAUUCGUAUAGCACAAAUGGACGGUAUGCAUACUCAACUCCCUGAAGAUGAGCUCGGAGCGGAGACUGUCGCCCGGUCGCGGGAUCUUUGGUGGACCCUUUACGUCCUGGACCGGCAUAUCUCAUCAUCAGUUGGUGCGUCCAUGACUCUCCAGGAUAGUGAUAUCACCACCCUCCUCGACCCACCUGGGACAACAACGCAGAGCAAUGCCACGCUUGGCCUUUUACUGGGGACGUUCCUCGAAACCACCCGAUCGAUCUUACAAGUCCUUGCGAGCCAAGCCCAAGACAUCGAGGGCAUCAUUGAAGUGAAUUUCCAGAAUUCAGUAGACGCCAUGUCGAAAGGGACGAGGCAUGUCACCCUGCUAUAUCACCAGUGUGUGAUAGUAGCCACACGCCCCUUGCUGCUAUCGGUUCUAAAAGAGCGACUGGACCGGCUGGGUCACGGACCGGAAGAUUGGCAGAGCAUUGUGGCCCCUACCGAUGGUCUGAUCCGGGCGGGUAUCAAGUCAGCAAUCAAAACGCUGCAGAUACUCAUGGAUGAAGACAAUCUUCUAGACGUUUUCCUUCCCUUCGACAUGGAAUUUACCUACGGCGCAGCAAUGCACAUUGCCAUGGCUGGUGCCGUCUUUCCCAACGUUACGGAGGGCGAAAAUCAAAAUUGCAUGAACGACGCACACUUGAUUCUUGACCAAAUGAUCCAGCGUGGAAACAAACUCGCCGCAGCGCGCAAGUCCGAACUUGUCCAGCUCGAAAAGCUCUUCCGGGAAGUAGCAGAGCGGAUCGAGAGGCGGGGACUUGAGACACUUACUCUGCCCACUUCUUUGGCUGCGGUGCCACCGCAGUCUGAGCUAGGCUCGGAUUAUCUGAUUGCGGGCCGUGUCGAGCGCUCCCAGGAGCCGGGAGAUUUGGCAGCUUGUCCAGUACCAUUAACUUCGGUGCCAGGGUCUCCGUCUGUCCUGGCUCAAGCUUCUAGCCUCGGCUUUCUGGACAGUAUCGGGAUUUCCUCGUACGAGUUUUUCUCGCUGGUAAAUCAGAUUGGGCAGACGGAGGGGUGUAGCGUUUUAGAUCCAGGAGUGCCACAAUGGGAUGGAUGA
Aspergillus welwitschiae is the source of this 2145-nucleotide messenger RNA. RefSeq lists its product as uncharacterized. The record is from RefSeq and is a predicted model, not a curated record. Gene Ontology annotation, cellular component: nucleus. The transcript is spliced from 8 exons. The coding region runs from base 1 to 2145 and encodes 714 amino acids. Gene Ontology annotation, biological process: DNA-templated transcription; positive regulation of transcription by RNA polymerase II. NCBI's taxonomy places the organism in Eukaryota, Fungi, Ascomycota, Eurotiomycetes, Eurotiales, Aspergillaceae. Gene Ontology annotation, molecular function: sequence-specific DNA binding; DNA-binding transcription factor activity, RNA polymerase II-specific; zinc ion binding.